Messenger RNA from Hyla sarda, 1704 nucleotides. RefSeq names its product mitoferrin-1-like. Gene Ontology annotation, cellular component: mitochondrial membrane. Gene Ontology annotation, biological process: iron import into the mitochondrion. Gene Ontology annotation, molecular function: ferrous iron transmembrane transporter activity. Lineage: Eukaryota; Metazoa; Chordata; Amphibia; Anura; Hylidae. The record is from RefSeq and is a predicted model, not a curated record.
AGUGGUCAAGCAGAGAAUGCAGAUGUACAACUCUCCCUACAGGAGCAUGAUGCACUGUAUCCGGACUGUAAGCAGGACAGAGGGAGUGGGGGCCUUCUACCGUAGUUACUCCACCCAGCUCUUCAUGAACAUCCCUUUCCAAGCCAUUCACUUCAUUACGUAUGAGUUCACUCAGGAGCAGCUGAAUCCACAGCGGCAGUACCACCCCGGUUCUCACAUAGUCUCCGGAGCAAUCGCCGGGGCGGUGGCCGCCGCAGCAACUACUCCUCUGGAUGUGUGCAAAACAUUAUUAAACACUCAAGAGAACAUGGCCCUCAGCUCUGUUAACGUCAGCGGACAUCUUUCGGGCAUGGUUAAUGCCAUUAGGACGGUCUACCAGCUCGGAGGGGUGUCGGGGUAUUUCAAGGGCGUCCAGGCCCGGGUCAUAUAUCAGAUGCCUUCUACAGCCAUCGCAUGGUCUGUCUAUGAGUUCUUCAAGUACUUUUUGAGCAAAAAACAAUAACAAGGAUAUAGAUCUAUCCUGAAGAAGAGGAGACCAUUGCUGAUGGAGCCGGAUCUGGGAAUCCAUAUUUUAAAUCUGCAAAAAUUCCAUUUUAUAUUUGAUAUUUGUCUGAUUUUAACCACCAUUCCUUUUUGCCAAAUAUACAAGGGGCGACCUGUUUUUUUUUGGUGCCUUUCCCAUAUUACCUCAACCAAUCUACAGUGUAAAUGCUUCAACCUACUUUAUUUAUAUUGGCUUAGAGAUGGGGCCACCUCAUGUAUACUGGUGACCAGCAAUGCUGGGUUGUAGUUUUGCUGUAACAGCAUACAGGAAUAUAUAUAUAUUAUGUAGAGAGAUUUGUAAAGUCACUGCCCAAUAGUCCUGAAAAUAUAUAUAAAUAUUUAUUUAUGCUAUUCUAAUAGUUGUUUAAUGCCAAGAACAAGAUGACGCACAAGUCCUAGAUUUUUAUUUUAUUUUAGAGACUAUAUUAAUAUUGUAAGGUUUCUAUAUCCUUUGCGAAUGUGUAAAUAGUUUUUAUGCCAUAUUUUUCUAUAGGGAAAUAGACAGGGUAAAUAUUCUGCGUAUUAAUAUGUUAUCAUGAAGAUGGUAGGCUCCACAUUUUUAAAGAGAUUAAUUUUACUUUUUAGAUAAACAAACAGCUGAAACCUAUUUUAUUUAAUUUUUUUUUCUGUUCUCGGGCGAUGCCCAAGUUGUUAUGAAGGGAUAGUUCCCAGCAUGCUUUGCACCUAGCAUGGCAUGCAGGGCAGUCUAGUUUUGCAAUACCUUCAGUGCCUCAGGUAGCAGACACUUGGUCUAAAGGGAAAAUGUCAGCAGGAAAAUUCUGUCUAGGCUACCAGCAUCACGUUAUAGAGCACAAAAAGCUCAAUGAACGAAUAAAAAAUAUAUAUAUGUUCAUUCUAUUUUUAAAUAUAUAUUAAAUGUUUAUAUUAUAUAUAAAUAAUAUACACAAAAAUAUAUAUAUAUAAUAUAUUUUGGCUUUAGGGUGCGUUCACAUGUGCAGAUUUUGCUGCCCAUUGAAUCAGUGGGCAGCAGAACCUGCAGCAAAAAUACGCACGUGUCAACGCACCCUUAGGGCACGUUCACACGAGCAAAUCCACAGCGUAUUUCACGCUGUGGAUCCGCUGCUGAACGAUUGCUGCAUGGUGCUUUUAGAUGCGCCUGCUUGGAGCGGCAAUCUGCCGAUACAAAUAGACAGACUGCGA